AUGGAGGUCGACCACCAGCGGUUGUCGUUCCUCAUGGAAGCCACCUCCAUCACCGGCAACGACGACGGCUCACCUCCCGCCUCUGCAGGGGACGCGGCCGGCGACCACACUGGAGGCGGCGAGUUCAUGGCGACUCCUGUCGCGUGGCCGGCGCUGGGACUCCAGGGGAGCUCCAGUGGUUCAUGCAGUGCGCAGGAGUCGCCGUUCAUCGGGGUGCGGAAGCGGCCGUGGGGCAAGUACGCGGCGGAGAUCCGGGACUCCACCCGCAACGGCGCCCGUGUUUGGCUUGGCACGUUCGACACUCCGCAUGCCGCCGCGCUCGCCUACGACCAGGCCGCCUUCUCCGUGCGCGGCCCGGCCGCCGUGCUCAACUUCCCGGUCAAGCUUGUGCAGGAGUCGCUGCGCGCGCUCGGCAUCGGCGGGGCUGCCACCGCGGGGGACUCGCCUGCGCUCGCGCUGAAGCGCCGCCACUGCAUCCGGAAGAGAAAUCCCAAGAACAAGAGGAAGACGGGCACGACAACGACGGCAGCGGGGGCCGAUACUGCAUCGUCAUUGUCAACGUGCGUGCUGGAGCUGGAGGACCUUGGAGCCGACUACCUCGAGGAGCUGCUCACCUUGUGUAUUAUCUUUAGUUCAAAUUUAGGAUUGGAUGCACAUUCACUUGGAGGAUCCCGAUCCCCUCGCCCCUCGACCCCGCGCGCCCGUCGCCGCCUGGAACUCGCCGGCGCCAGGAGCUCCCCCGUCAGCCUGCUUCCACCUCCCCACCGGCCAGCUCCCACGUCGCGCGUCAUCCCCGUGGCCCCCCUCGACCCCUGCUGCCAUGGCCCCUACUUCCCCACCGUGAGCUCCCUCCCCCUCCCUCGCACGCUCAUGCUCGACGCCGCGCCCCCCUAUUUCCCCCGUGCACCCCGCACCCGAGCUCCGGACGGGCUCGCGUCCGCCGUGCUCGUCGCCGUGAGCCUCGCCUGCUGCCUCCCUCCGCCGUAG
Molecule: messenger RNA, 987 nt
Organism: Triticum aestivum (bread wheat)
Lineage: Eukaryota; Viridiplantae; Streptophyta; Magnoliopsida; Poales; Poaceae
Exons: 4
Coding region: 1-987 (328 amino acids)
Biological process (GO): ethylene-activated signaling pathway; regulation of DNA-templated transcription
Molecular function (GO): DNA binding; DNA-binding transcription factor activity
Source: RefSeq, a predicted model, not a curated record